This is a messenger RNA of Rasamsonia emersonii CBS 393.64, 384 nucleotides long. RefSeq lists its product as uncharacterized. The annotation marks the transcript as partial. The transcript has a single exon. NCBI's taxonomy places the organism in Eukaryota, Fungi, Ascomycota, Eurotiomycetes, Eurotiales, Trichocomaceae. The record is from RefSeq and is a predicted model, not a curated record.
UCGUUGCUCUGCCAAAACAAGGAACAAGUUGAAGAAGCACCCGAGCACAUACACGAAGACGAACUCGAACACGAACACGAGCAGCGGCUUGAACACGAACACGACGAUGUGCAACAACGUGAUCAGGUUGUGCCUCGCCUGCGCGCAGGUGACCCCGAACAAGGGCAGCUCGUGCCCCUCGUACGACGACGCGAAGAGGAACGGAGCCACGUACGAGGACAUGUACGACAAGGCGUGGCUCAUCGAGCACACGAAGGAGAAUCCGGAGAAGUUCAGGAACCAGGUCACGCUCACGUUCUGCACCAACUGCGAGCACAAGAAGACGCCCGGGUUCAAGCCCAACAUCAAGAAGGUGGCCAAGUCCGCAAUACCUUUCUAAGCUAA